Messenger RNA from Pseudovirgaria hyperparasitica, 1792 nucleotides. RefSeq lists its product as uncharacterized. NCBI's taxonomy places the organism in Eukaryota, Fungi, Ascomycota, Dothideomycetes, Acrospermales, Acrospermaceae. The transcript is spliced from 4 exons. The record is from RefSeq and is a predicted model, not a curated record. The coding region runs from base 377 to 1606 and encodes 409 amino acids.
CAGGUCAGGCCAGGCCAGGCCAGGCCAGCACCUCUCGACUCACGAGUCGCGAUUCGCGACUUACAAAUCGCGCCUGCACUCUCGCUUCGACUUGGGUACCACCGACCUCCGAGGGAAACGCUACGCGCGCCUCACAUUGCUCACUCGUCUCACAUACAUAUGAGAGAUCUGUUUGCUCGCUGCCUGCUGCCUGUUGCUCAGGAUGCUGUGAGAGCGCACCGAGUCCAAUAGACAUGUCGUUGGCGCUGCCUUUCGUGGCUACAGCUGCAGUUGUGGGGCGCGGUGGUGGGACGGCGGGGUGCUGAUUGGGCGUUGAGGGGUGCAUCGUGCUGCAUGGUGGUGUGCUGUAGUGUAGCGAGAGACGUUGCAUGGGGAUAUGAGGCGGUGCAUUGGGCGUGCGAGUGAGGAGGGGUUGUGCUGGGGGUGUCUAGAGCCUCGUCUUGUAGUUUUUGCAUUGAAGUGUACGGUUCGAGUAAGCUGUUGUGAGUUUCUGAGCGAAUCUUUGUCUGGCGAUAUGAUGGUCGAUAUUGAGAAGCAGCAGGAUACACACGCAGAGAAUGCUGUUGUCGAGCAGAUACCGGCUGGGACGCCGUCGAGUCCGGCUGGUCCUGCGGCGAAUACGAAGAAGACUGCUACGAAGAAACUCACAAGGCUAUUUCGAAACAUGGUUCCAAAAUCGGUGCUUCCGGAGAACGAUAUUCUAGUCAAAGAACUGAAGGCGAGGAGGGAUUGUAUGUCUGCCAUUCCGCAGGAAAGUCUGCUCAAGGGAUAUCCAAGCGUUGCCGGUCAUAUGGGGCAAAAGCAUACGUCCGCCAUCUUUCGCCGAUUCAGUACUCUCAACGCUCAGAAUCUGUUGUAUAUGCAGGCCGAGCUAGUCGCUUUGGAGGGAGAGCUUCGUGAUGUAGAGAAGGAGGAUCAUUCAAGCGAUACAUCGCCUAGUUUCGAGUACGUCAGAGACUGGCAUUCGCUCAGUAAGUCAAAGAAAAAUGGGGAUGACAUACAACUCAGACUUGUGAUGCGAAUAAGGAAGGCUUUAAAAAAAUACAAUAAGGCUAUGUUACAGACGUCAGCUAUGCUAGCAUUGAGUCCACCAGCUCCCUACGAUAUAAGCGUGGUUCAAGAUUUUCUGUUCACUCAAGGAAACGACGCUUUGAUGGGCCACGACUCAGGAGUUUGGGGUAGCGUUCACACACCUUUCACUCAUGCUCCAGACUUGGUCGCCUUGAAGCCUCGUCAGACGGAGGAUAGUUUCUCAGUUUGGGUAGCUGAGAAGGCAUCCGGAUACUGGCUACAACUCCGUAGUCGCUGGCAUCGCAUGACUACCAAGGACACAUCUGAAACGCCACAAUUUCGAGUGACAGAUGCAAGUCUUUUGAGAGCGACAUACUGGAUCACAAGCAUUGUUGCAGCGCUUCUACCAGUUCUAUCAAUAGUUAUAUUGAUAUAUGUUGACAAGCUUCCCCAAAAGCUCGCUGUAAUCGGGUGCUUGAAUUUGGUAGUCUCGUUAUGUCUGACCAUAUUCACCAGCGCCAAACGCACGGAGGUAUUUUCCGUCACUGCUGCGUUUGCGGCCGUCCAAGUCGUCUUCGUUGGUGUGAAUCAAUGAUUGGGUCGAACGCGAUCCCCUCGUGUCCUCCAUAUCGCUUUGACUAUUCGAAUGCUGGUUCCGACGGUCUUCCAUUCUUCCCUGGGCAUUCUCAUCGUCUAAAGCUUUCUGUCGAGCGAUUACUUCCUCAUGGGUAGCUUUGAAAUUCCUGGCCGCUAUGCUUUGAUUAAGCAGCCAUAUGCCCUC